UCAACGGAAACCAACAUGGCAGAUCGCUCACAGUUAAAUUCCUGUUCCAUCAUCCCCUCCAAGAAGGCCAAAAUCAAAGAUGUACCAGGUCUCCAGAAUCAUGAGGGUGAAAAUCAAGAUGUGUCAGCUCCGGUUUUUACCCGCAAGCUCCGUAAAGCCGCAGUAGGAACGGGCUGUGAUAUCCGGCUGAGGGUGUCAGUGUCAGGACAUCCUAAACCUUUGAUGACCUGGUACCACAACGAGGAGCUGAUUCCCCCCUCAGAAGCUCAGGACUCAGGAGGACUGUGGAUAAGGGAAUGUCGCACAAAUGAUGCUGGCCUGUAUACCUGCGUGGCCUCCAGUGAGCUGGGUGAGGCAAGCUGUAGCGCGGUGUUGGCUGUUAUGGACCUUGGUGAAGGUUUUUGCCCCUUGUUCCUUGAUUCUUCGGCUUCUUGUUUUCCAUCAUUUCUGAGAGAAGGAUUCUUUUGUGAAGUCAAGCCACAGGUAAUCUUGAUUUCGCUUGAAAAGAGGCACCACUUGAAGAUGAAGAAGAUCUGGUCCAAGAAAAGAUUUCAGAGAACUGGGCAUUCCACACGGACAUUUGGCAGAUUCACCCAUGUUUUCCGCUCCUGCCGAAAGCAAAGCUAUGACUCUGAGACGACAGAAGAUGAGACCACCGAGCCUCAGAUGGAAACCAAAGAAGGGCCUGGGAGGCACCAGGACAAGGCUGGAAGGAAAGGACUAUCAGGUGAUGGAGGAAGGUUGAUGGACUAUAACCCGGACGCUUCAGAUCGCAGGGCCACCCUCCCUGGCACCUAUGACCCUGUAGUGGAACGAGAGCUCCGGGCUCUGGGCUCCCGCCCUCCAGGCCCGUAUUUGGACCCCACAAACCCAGCAAGGCAAGCCUUCAGCGGGGGCCCCACCGAGGGGGCGGCCCCCGUCCGUCACCUCGGUGUGGAACCUCUAAUCCGAGCGUCUCAUGCUAACCUGGCCCGGCCCGUGCAAGGGUCAGAGGAAAGUGUCUCUGUUGGAAGCGACUACUAUGGGAGCAUGUUCAGCCUCUACAGAGGAAGAACAUUUUCUAUGCCCUUAUAUCCACAACUCCGUUUCCCCCCAAAUCCUCACUCCUGUAGGAACAAAACUGCUGAGGAAUCGUGGGGGCUCUCCUCUCAUGUCCCCCCACCCUCUACCCAGCCAACUUUAAGCAAAAGCCUUGAUAAAGACAAAACUGAAGACCCUCAAGCAUCUAAGAUUUCUGGCACUUGCGAUGUUAUCAUAACUCCGAAACUGGCCCGUGCUGGACCCAAGAUCUUUGACAAGGUGCGGGCCUUUGAGGAGCGAAGGAAAAGUGUGGAUCUGUCAGGAGGGGCGGCAUCCGUGGACUCAGAUGACAGUGGAAAGAAGACAGGAGGCCCCAGCAAAGAGGAGGGAAGAAUCCUGCAGGGAGUAGCCCAAAAGAGAGCAGCAUUCCAGCACCGGGCCUCCUCACUGGAGGACAAGACAACCUAUUCCCAGAGGGUUCAGAGCUACCAGAACAAGUUUGCAGAGGAGCUCCAGAGGAUUAAGAAACUUGUGGGGAAAUCGAGCCUAAAGAAGGCAUACUCGACUGAGCAGCUGUCGCAGAAGGAAAGGAUAAACACAGGGAAAAUAGAGCCCAUUCCUCAGCAUGUGGUUCGAAAGUUGGAAUCCAGGGAGCGUGCUCUGGAAUAUGAAGGAAAAGCUGGAGGGAUGGAACGGGACCAUAUGUCCCAGGUUCCUCCACAGAUCCCAGGCGGACCUUUAGGAUAUCAAAGUAAGAAUCCUCAUGGGAAUAAUGUGGCACGAACGGCUAAGGGCUCAUCCCGAGAAAGCUCUGGGAAAAGCUCAGUCACUAUGGAAACGGCACCAGUUCCGCAGUUGCCAGGACAACCACUGGCAACGUCAACCAAAAAGGGUCUAAUCAGUGAAACUCUACGAAGCUCACCAGCAGCUGACAAACACACACUUCUUCCCACUUCCUUCAAAUCUUCGUCCUCCUUCAGAGAUCCGGGAAUAGAUCCAAAAAGAGAGCUAAAAUCACAUCAGGGAUCCCCCAGCCCAACUGGGAAGAGAUCAUCCCCUGUAACAGCAAAGCAACCAUCAUCCCAAUAUCCACCCAAACCCAACCGGCCGACACCAACACUCCCUCCUCCGCUUAGCCCCUUACUGAAAAAGAGGAGGGCUGAGGUGGGAAGGGUCUCUCCCGCAUUGAAAGUGAACAUCCCCACAAUCCUGGUGGAGGACGAGCCCAUGGAAGACGAAGGUCCAACAGAUGAAAGCAAAGGGAACCAUGAAAGCAGAAGAAGGGAAGGUCGGGUACACAAAAGCAAGAAAGGCCAUUCAAGAAAUCCAAUGUCUUCAGGGGAAGGGGGUUCAUCUGAUAACUCCUCUGCUGAUGAAGAACCAGGCGAGGGCCCAAGGUUUGUUAAACCUCUCCAGGACAUCACAGUACCAACUGGCUCUGAGGUCAAACUGGAUUGCAUCAUCACUGGCAGCCCGGCGCCAACAGUGACAUGGAGGAAGAACAACGUAGAGCUGCGCAGCGAUGCUUUUUAUAAGGUGAAAACAGAAGGCGAGGUGCACACUCUCCUGAUAAAGGAGCUCAGGCCCCAUAAUGCCGGAUCAUACUGCGUCACAGCAGCCAACACGGUGGGGAUCUCGUCCUGCAGCGCCACCCUCUACAUCCGGUCAGAACCCAGCCACAUGCAGUGUGGGGAAUCAGCUGCAUCCGUGGAAGUCAGCAGUCCAGUCCAGUCAGACGAGGAGUAUCUUAGCCCUCAGGAAGAGAAGAUGGAGGUUGGAGACUCACCAUCCUUGCAUAAAGAUGUCUCCUUUCAUGAACCUCUCUCAUUUCAGGUGGCACCCUGUGACCAGGCAGUAACUGAGAGUCAAGAUGUUGUUAUUUCAGCAAAAAUCAGAGGGCAUCCCAAACCCACGGUGUUAUGGUUAAAGGACAGAGCGGCGGUGAAGACAGGAGGGCGCUUUGUUGUGCGAGAGAUGGAAGAUGGCACCUGUGAAAUGAGAAUCAGCUCUGCUCAAAGGUCAGAUGCAGGACUUUAUGUUUGUGAGAUCAACAACGAGUGUGGAAUGAAGAAGGUGGAGUGCAGAGUAGAGGUCAGAGCAGUAGCAGGGAUAGAGCUCAGAAUCACCAGAGCAGUUGAAGACAUGGCAGUGAAAGCUGGGGAGUCGGCAAUAUUUGAGUGCCACAUCACUGGGCCACAAGAUGUGGAGGUUGACUGGCUGUCUAACGGAAAGCUCAUCCAGCCUGCACUGCUCAACUGCAAGAUGCAUUUUGAUGGAAAGAGGUGCCGUCUAAUGCUCAAUUCAGUGCAUGAGGAUGACAGUGGGACAUAUACUUGCAAACUGAGCACUGCCAAAGAGGAGCUGACCUCAAGUGCAAACCUGAGGGUGACUCCAUCAAGAGAGCCUUUGUUUACUCGUAAACUGGACAUCUUGGAAGUCAUCGAAGGACGCACCGCACGCUUUGACUGUAAGGUGAGCGGAUCACCUGCUCCGCGAGUCACAUGGAUGCACUUUGAGAGACGAGUGGAGGAGAAUGAUAACAUCCGCAUCCUUCAAGAGGGGGGUCGUCAUUCACUCGUCAUCUCCCACAUUAGCAGCGACACGGAGGGCUUUUACACCGCAAGCGCUCAGAAUAUUUAUGGAAAGUCUGAAUGUACUGCUGAGCUCUAUGUGCAAGAAUCAAGGGUGGCCAUCUCCUCCCACAUGGCCAAAUUAGAGAAGAUGCCUUCCAUCCCAGAGGAGCCUGAGGUGUUGGAAAACGAGUUGGAAAGAAGAACCAUGCCAGACUUUGUCAAGCCUCUGGCUGAUGUGGAAGUGAUCGAAGGUAAGGAAACCAUGCUGAAAUGCAAAGUGUCCGGCCUGCCCUAUCCAACCAUCGCCUGGUACCACAACGGCAAGCGCAUCGAGAGCAGCGAGGAGCGCAAAAUGAUCCAGCACAGGGAUGUCCACAGUCUGGUCAUUCGGGGAGCUUGUCAUGCUCACGGGGGCGUCUACAAGGCAGUCAUUUCCAACAAAGUGGGUAAAUCAGCCUGCUACGCUCACCUCUAUGUUACAGAUAUUGUUCCUGACCCUCCUGAUGGUCCUCCAGUUAUUGACGCCAUCACAGGGAAAACUAUAACCCUUAGCUGGAAGCGACCAAAGAGGCUUGACCCUUCACUGGAUGCCAGCUCUUUGCUGUUCAUGGUCCAGCAGCAGCCUCUGGGAUCCAUCCAAUGGUCUGUUGCGGCAUCUAACCUGAAGGAGACAAAUUACACUGUUCCCUCCCUGUCCAAGGGAGUCCGUUACGCUUUCAGGGUCCUGACAUCAACCGGGAAGACACUAAGCAAACCGUCCCCCUCCACUGACCUGGUCCAGCUGCUGGACAGAGGGCCAUAUUUGAGGAAAGCACCUGUUAUCUUGGACAAACCUGACAUUGUGUUUGUGGUUGAGAGCCAACCUGCAAACAUCACUAUUACGCUGAAUCAUGUACAUGCAGUUGUCACCUGGAAAAGGAGGGGAGUUGCACUGGUUAGCAGACCAGGAACUUAUGAGAUGAGUAUGCCAGAUGAUGAUCAACAUGCCCUGAGGAUACAGCGGGUCAGGAACUCUGACAUUGGUCAGCUGGUAGUUACAGCUAGCAACCAGUUUGGCAGCGACCUCUGCACACUGCAGCUGGCCAUGGCAGUGCCUCCUAAAUUUGAAUCCAUCAUGGAAGAUGUGGAUGUGCAUGUUGGGGAAACAUCCUGUCUGGCUGUAGUGGUGGAAGGGAAACCAGAUCCUGAUAUUCUGUGGCUUAAAGAUAAUCUCCUUCUCUCCGAGAGCAGCCACUUCACAUUUGUGUAUGACAACCCUGAAUAUUCCCUGGUCAUCCUGAGCGCUAAGCUGGAACACUCUGGCGUGUACACUUGCACCGCCAAGAAUGUGGCUGGCUCUGUAUCCUGCAAGGCCGAGCUCACAGUUCACACAGAGCGAAAAGCAGCAGCCGAGCCAGUGGAGGACGAGGGGACCAUUCUGAGGAAGAUGAGGCGUUUGACGGAUUAUUAUGAUGUUCACAAAGAGAUAGGGAGGGGAGCCUUCUCCUAUGUGAAGAGAGCAACGCUUAAGACAGAACCAACAGAUUUUGCUGCUAAAUUCAUCUCUGCCCGAGGACAGAGGAAAGCCUUGGCCCUCAGGGAGAUGGAUCUGCUGUCUGAGCUGGACAACAACCAGAUUCUUUACUUCCAUGAUGCUUUUGAGAAGAAGAACAUAGUGGUGCUCAUUACAGAAUUAUGUCACGAAGAAAUGCUGGACAGAAUGGCCAAGAAAACAAUGGUCAUGGAAACGCUGAUUCGCAGCUGUGUUCAACAGAUUCUGCAGGGGCUUCAAUAUCUUCACCAAAAGCAUAUAGCUCAUCUUGAUAUAAAGCCUGAAAACAUUCUAAUGGUAAGUCCAGGAAGUGACCACAUUCGCAUUUGUGACUUUGGGAAUGCCAUUAAAUUGGAAAAUUCGGAGGAGUAUUACAGCAAAUACGGCACACCGGAGUAUGUCGCUCCAGAGAUUGUUAACCAAACUCCAAUUUCCACAGCCACAGACAUAUGGCCUGUCGGAGUCAUUACUUAUCUCUGUCUUACUGGGGUGUCUCCAUUUGCUGGUGAGAAUGACAGAGCCACUACGCUGAACAUCAGGAACUACAACGUAGCGUUCGAGGAGGGCAUGUUUUCGGAACUCUGCAAAGAGGCGAAAGGAUUCGUCAUCAAGCUUCUGGUGGUGGACAGGCUGAGGCCUAACGCCAUAGAGUGCCUUCGUCAUCCUUGGUUCAAGUCACCUACAAAUAAGAGCAUCAGUACAGCCAUGCUAAAGCAGGUUAUUGCCAGAAGGCGUUGGCAGCGUUCCCUUAUCAGCUAUAAAUCCAAGAUGGUAAUGAGGUCUAUUCCAGAGCUGCUGAAUGACUCCUCCAGCCAUGUUUCAAUUGCUGUCGCCUGUCAUUUGAAAGAAGGCUCCCCGCCUCCCUCUUCCUCAUCCGAUUCCGACGCAGACGUUGACAAGCUUCCAUUUAUUCCGAUGCCCCUCUCCAUGGUUUUCUCUGGGUCCAGGGUCUCCCUUAAUGAGAUCCCAGGGGAUGAGGAUGUCAGAUGGCCAAAUGCUGAUGUUAUGAGUACAAGGAAAAACGUAAAUAUGGAUAUAGAUAUUUCUACAGCAGAGGGGAAUAAAAGCAUUAAAGAUGAAGAGGACACUCACAAUGGGGAGAGAAUUGGAAACGUUAAACAAGAAGACCUUAUGAAAGGACCAAGCGUAGAGUCUAAUGAAUCACAGACAAGAUUCAAAAGGGCUAUUAUGAGGAGAGGCAGCUCUGCAGAUUCAGCUCUGCUUCUCCACAUUGACCCAGAGGAAGGAAAUGCAAACGAGGGCUCAGAAGCAGUUCAGAAGAGCCUGAAAAAGGCUGUUUCUAUGGAACUGCCUAAUCGUAGCCCUAGCCCGGGGGCUACAAAAUUAAGUCAGGAGGAUUAUGCCUUAAAACUGGAGCUAAUGAGGCAAAGGCUGCUCAGGGGAGGAAGCGUCGAUAAAAAAUUGAGUGGCCUACGAGGGCCAUUGUUUGAAACCCUUGGCAUAGAUGAGGAGAGGCAGACGGGGUCUGUUGAGAGAAGUUUGAGAAGAUCCAGAGCAGGGCCAUCAACCCUUACCAGGGCACCAUCUUCUGAAAGUUCAGGAGAAGACACGCCAAAGACCAAGGUUUUUCGUAAAAGUGUCUCCUUCUCGCAGGGGGAUUCAGAGCCCAUGCUGCUGCACCGUAGGUUUGGAGCCCCCUUAGAAAUCCCAUCGGCUUCCAGUGCAAGCACAGAAGAGAAGAAACUUCAGGAGGCAAUUUCAAUGUCUGCACUGUCUGAACAAGCAACAGUGGAGUCUGCGUCCACCUCACCCAGAGAAAAAGCUUCCUUUGUUCUCCCACCAGCAGAAAAAAUGGACCAACUGCAAAAUAAUCGCAAUGUGAAAGAACAUUCGAAUGUAGAGGAAGAAACAGAGAAAAGGACCAAAGCAGAAUCUGAAACAAAAUCUGUAUCUGUUAUUACUCCAAAAAUUGUUAUAGAAGAGAAACGGAAAGAAGAGAGUAUAACUGAAAAGGCUAGAGUACCAUCCCAAACAUCAGCCAAGGCCCAAUCUAAAUCCCUUACUGCUGCGGACAAACCAAAUGAAUCAAAAUCCUCAAAUACAGUUUUAUUACUUGAGCAACCAGCUGUCAUUGCCACAGUAGCAACAGGAGACCAACCUCCUGGUUCUCCUUCCUCGUCGUCAAACCCUGAUCUUACUAUCAUCCCUCGCCAACCUGUUCUCAGAACGGACAUCAAAGACAUUGAUUCAGAGGAGGUCUUUGAGGCCAAGUUUAAGAAACAGGAGUCCUCCCUGACCCGUGGCCUCCGCAAACUGACCAAAAACAAAUCUGAGGAGAUAUCCCCAGUGUUGAGCCGCAAGACUGCUGAAGGUGGUGAGGAUAUUUACAGGCCAGGGCUGAGAGGGGCACCGCUUGAAAUAUUAUCCAAAGGACUUCAAGAGAAAUCCAAAUCUGUCCAAGAUUUAAGAGAGGUCGAUCAGGAAACAGGCAUUGGUCGGAUAGGGAGGUUUUCAUUGAGAGGCAAGAGGUCAACAUCUACUGAGAAAAAAGAGGAAAAGCAAGCAAAUAUACAGGAAACUGCUGUGAACAAGAGGGUUUCAUGGGCUAUUGGUCGCAGUAAGUCACUGGAUACAAAGGAUCUCAAUACUGCCGGAGCAAGGAGGCAAUCUGAGGAGAGAGAACCUAGAAGAACCGAGGAGUCAUCAGUUUCUGCAAUGAGACGGAAGUUUGAGUCCAAAGUUGCAGGAAUCUCUGCAAAACUAAGGAGUCAGUCAGAGGAGAGGAAAGCUAAGGAGGCUGGAGGGAGUCAGAAAGACCUUGUGCAAAAGGAUCUCAAUAAAGUCUCGGAAUCCCCUGUUCUAGCAAUGCGUCACAAGUUUGAGAACGAAGUAGCAGGAAUAUCCUCAAAAAUCCGCAGUCAGUCAGAAGAGAGAAAAGUAGAUGGAGAGGGUAGGAGCACACCCCUGUUUGCUCGACACCGUCAUUCCCACUCUGAAGGCCGUGGACUCAAAGGAAUGUGUAUCCCUGAAAAUCAGUUGGCGAAACAAACCGGUGCUGCUUCCUCAAAGGAAUCUAUUGAGUCCACCUCCAGCAUCCAUUCCGAUAAAGCCUCAGAGAGUGACAGACGAUCGCGAUGGGACAGGUGGGGCUUGACCAGGGGCAGGAGAGAGAAAACUCGCUCUCAGUCUGACUUGCCCUCAACUGCACCAAAGGAGGAAGGACUGACAAAAAGCCAGCAGUUCAUCCGCUCUGCUUCUGAUUUUGCUCCGGUUUUCCACAUUAAAUUAAAAGACCACGUCCUAUUAGAGGGGGAAGCUGUGACACUGAGUUGCCUUCCAGCUGCCAGUCCACACCCAGCAAUCACAUGGAUGAAGGAUCGGAAACCUUUAGAGGUGACAGACAACAGGCUCAAACGAAUCUCCCACCCAGACGGCAGGCAGCUUCUUACGAUUCAGAAGUGCAGUCACAGAGAUGCUGGGGUGUACGAAUGCGUAGCUACCAACCCAAUCGCUACUAUCACAACAUCCUGCACACUUUCUGUAGCUUCUGUUCCAAAACGACCUGGGACCCCUGAAGUAGCUCAGACAUACAACAACACGGCUCUGGUUCUGUGGAAGCCGUCAGACACAAAAUCUCCAUGCAGCUACUCUCUGGAAAGGAAAUGUGAAGGCGAUUUUAGCUGGGUAACUGUGGCCACUGGAAUAGCUGACUGUUACUACAACGUCACUGACCUGCCACCAGGGGGCACCAUUAAAUUCAGAGUCUCCUGUGUCAACAAGGCAGGACAAGGUCCUCACAGCAACUGCUCUUCUCCAGUCAGCUUGGACCCAACCCCAAGAGAAGAAGGAGCUUCACCUGCAGUUGCUGUUGUAAAAACAGUUCCAGCUCCACCUGAACCAGUGCUCACAAGCUCUCAGCUCAAACCCGCCCCAGAUGUCAGAAUCACCUCCACUUCUUCAACCUUCUCUGCUCUUCCGUCUUCCCUGGCCUCUAACCCUCCAACAAGUCCUCCAGUGCUGCCUGCAAGCACAACUCCAAAGGAAAAACAAAGCAGCGCUCUGACACCCUCUACCACAGUCAAAGCCUCUCCAUCCUUUGUCUUAAUGAAGCCCCAGAGUCCAAUAAAUGUGGUGACCCCUAUGACCCAGGCCCCAGUCACAUCUUCGCCUCCUGUUGUAAUCCCACAUUCCACCCCUACAAAACCUUUAGUCGUGUCGGUUCCCACCUACGUCCCUGCAAUUGCUGCCACCUCUCGCGUGGCUCCCACCCCUGUGUCUUUUUCCCCGCAAGUGCUCCAGACCUUUGGCCUGAGCCCCAUCGCAGAGGGGGCCAGCACCCCAACCCGAGGCACCCCGUCUGGACGCACCACCCCAUUUACUGCUCUGCGGCAGGGAGUUCCACAGAAACCAUACACCUUCCUGGAUGAGAAGGCCAGAGGUCGGUUUGGGGUGAUCCGUGAGUGCAGGGAGAAUGCGACUGGGAAAAUCUACAUGGCCAAAAUCAUUCCCUACAGCCAGGAGAGCAAGCAGGGAGUACUGAAGGAGUACGAGAUCCUGAAGUCACUUCACAAUGAAAAGAUUAUGGCCCUCCAUGAGGCCUACGUCACACCACGCUACCUUGUGCUGGUGGCUGAGUACUGCACUGGCAAAGAGCUGCUGUACACCCUCACUGACAGGUUUCGGUAUUCCGAGGAUGAUGUAGUUUGCUACCUGGUUCAGAUUCUCCAGGCUGUCGAGUACCUCCACAAUCACCGAGUCCUCCACCUAGACCUCAAGCCCGAAAACAUCUUGGUGACCAACCUCAAUGUUGUUAAGAUUAUAGAUUUUGGCAGUGCUCAGAGUUUCAACCCUCUCAACCUUGAACCCCAGGGUACAGGAGCAGGAACACUGGAGUACAUGGCUCCUGAGAUGGUAAGGGGGGAAGUUGUUGGUCCUCCUGCUGAUAUUUGGACGGUUGGAGUCAUCACCUACAUCAUGCUUAGUGGUCGACUGCCCUUUGAAGAUAAGGACCCUCGACGGGUUGAAUCUAAAAUCCUGAUGGCGAAGUUUGACCCAACCAAACUCUACCCAAAUGUUUCCCAAAGUGCCUCAGUUUUUCUCAAGAAGAUGUUGAGCAGUUAUCCAUGGGCUCGUCCAACCACACGCGACUGCUUCACACACGCCUGGCUGCAGGACUCUUACCUGAUGAAGUUGAGGAGGCAGACGCUCACCUUCACCUCCAGCCGUCUGAAGGAGUUCCUGGUUGAGCAGCAGAGCCGUCGCACCGAGAGCGCCACCAAGCACAAGGUGUUGCUGCGCACCUACCAGGGCUUGCCACAGAGCCCUCCGUCUGGCACCGCACCACAUGUACCCAUCCCUCAGUGAAUGCAAGGCUGGAGUUUUUAGGGUCGGAUCUGCCCCAAAAAGAACCACUGAUGCAUUGGUGGAAAGCACUGUGGGCAGACAGGUGGACCCACACGGGAGUCCAUGUGUUAUUUUGGAACAAUUUCAAGACUCAACAGGAGCUGCACCCUCAAAUGCAGACCACACCGAAUCGAUUAAAUUAACUAACUGCUCAGAAACUGUAGUUAAAGGACAGGAAGAUCUUUGGUUUUCUCUUGAUUGCAUUGCCUCUCAGUAAUUUUGUGAAUUCUGACAUUGCACAGUUUUAUUUGCCUUAUAGAACGUAUGCGUUUCCAAUCUGCACGAUUGGCUUAGAAGUUGCUAUAUUUAGUAGUUGUUUAAAAAUCGUUUUUGCCAUGCAGUUCAUUAGUAAACGUGAUGGUAACGUACCACCAUUAAAGCUGCUAACUUAUUUUGCAUUUAGUCUAAUUUUAAACACCGAAAAUAUUGUUUUUUCUGAAAUAUGUUUACUUUUUCCAUGUUAAUUUAUUUGCAUGUGUGUGUGAGUGUGUGUGUGUGCAUUUUUGAGUCACUUUUCAAUUUAGCAGUAAAGCAAAAAACAAAAUUAAAUAAGGAACAUGUUUGUGAUUGUUGUUGAGUCUGAAGGGAAACAGUUUUAGGGUGUUUGACGGGAAUCUGUCGUACAGCUUCUUGCUCCGUGAUCAGUCCUCGACUCUUAACCGUGAUCCAGCUGUGAACAGUAACGUUUCUGUAAAGUGUAACAUACCUCUGUGAUUUGUCGGUAUUACAAUUCGGCGGAUCUGGUUGCUUAACUCACGGUCGUCCAGUCAGUGCCUCAGAUAAACGUCAAAAAGUUGAUCUUUAAUGUGUGUCUUCUUCAGUUGUUUGCAGUAUCUGGAUAUUACAGGGGACAACUCAUUCAUACACACAUUUAGGGCAAAUAUACAUGGAGUCCUUGUAACAUUAGAAUGUCUUGUGUAUUAUCAGUCCUGUAUGAAUUUGGAUGGUUCAAGAUUUGUAAAUGUACCCAUUUGUGGUGUUUAUAUGUGGAAAAUGAUUGACAUGUUUUUAUGAGAUAGUAUGUAAUAAAAUAUUCAUACAUUUGGGAA
Molecule: messenger RNA, 11537 nt
Organism: Girardinichthys multiradiatus
Lineage: Eukaryota; Metazoa; Chordata; Actinopteri; Cyprinodontiformes; Goodeidae
Gene: spega
Product: striated muscle enriched protein kinase a
Exons: 45
Coding region: 16-10449 (3477 amino acids)
Biological process (GO): protein phosphorylation
Molecular function (GO): protein kinase activity; protein binding; ATP binding
Source: RefSeq, a predicted model, not a curated record